Molecule: messenger RNA, 3401 nt
Organism: Acipenser ruthenus (sterlet)
Lineage: Eukaryota; Metazoa; Chordata; Actinopteri; Acipenseriformes; Acipenseridae
Gene: psmd11b
Product: proteasome 26S subunit, non-ATPase 11b
Exons: 13
Coding region: 111-1379 (422 amino acids)
Biological process (GO): ubiquitin-dependent protein catabolic process
Cellular component (GO): proteasome regulatory particle, lid subcomplex
Molecular function (GO): structural molecule activity; protein binding
Source: RefSeq, a predicted model, not a curated record
CGCUGGUGACCCAAAAUGACUCAAUUUCCCGGCGCACACCGGGAUGCAUUUCCGGCCGCUGCCGGGUUUGUUGUGUAGAGUAGUCGGGUACUAGCCAGUGAUUCGGUAAGAUGGCGGCUGCGGAGGUGGUGGAGUUUCAGAGGGCUCAGUCUCUCCUCAGCACGGACCGCAACGCGUCUAUCGAUAUUUUACACUCGAUAGUGAAGCGAGAUAUCCAGGAGAACGAUGAGGAGGCUGUGCGGGUCAAAGAGCAGAGCAUCCUGGAGCUGGGGUCACUCCUGGCCAAGACUGGGCAGGCUGCAGAGCUCGGAGGCCUGUUGAAGUAUGUGCGACCGUUCCUGAACUCGAUCAGCAAGGCCAAGGCAGCCAGGCUGGUUCGCUUGUUACUCGACCUAUUUCUGGACAUGGAGGCAGCCACUGGCCAAGAGGUCCAGCUGUGCCUAGAGUGCAUUGAAUGGGCAAAAGCAGAGAAGAGGACCUUUCUACGUCAAGCCUUAGAGGCUCGCCUGGUUUCACUGUAUUUCGACACUAAGAGGUACCAGGAGGCUCUGAAUCUUGGGUCCCAGUUGCUGCGGGAGCUGAAGAAGAUGGAUGACAAGGCACUGCUGGUGGAGGUGCAGCUUCUGGAGAGUAAGACAUAUCAUGCUCUCAGUAAUUUGCCCAAAGCACGGGCUGCCCUCACUUCAGCCAGGACGACUGCCAAUGCCAUCUACUGCCCACCCAAGCUGCAAGCCGCCCUGGACAUGCAGUCAGGGAUCAUCCAUGCAGCGGAGGAGAAGGACUGGAAAACUGCCUACUCCUAUUUCUACGAGGCGUUUGAGGGGUAUGAUUCUAUUGACAGCCCCCGGGCCAUCACAGCCCUCAAGUACAUGCUUCUCUGCAAGAUCAUGCUUAACUUCCCAGAGGAGGUGCAGGCCUUGAUAAGUGGAAAACUAGCUCUGCGAUAUGCAGGACGACAGACAGACGCACUGAAAUGUGUGGCUCAAGCCAGCAAGAAUCGGUCGCUGGCAGACUUCGAGAAGGCCCUGACAGAGUACCGAGGGGAGCUGCGGGACGACCCCAUCAUCAGCACCCACCUCGCCAAGCUCUACGACAACCUGCUGGAGCAGAACCUCAUCCGGGUCAUCGAGCCCUUCUCCAGAGUGCAGAUCGAACACAUAUCCACUCUUAUUAAACUUCCAAAGGGCGACGUAGAGAGAAAGUUGUCACAGAUGAUUCUGGACAAGAAGUUUCAUGGGAUCCUGGACCAGGGAGAGGGUGUGCUGAUUAUAUUUGACGAGCCACCAGUAGAUAAAACAUACGAAGCAGCUCUUGAAACCAUUCAGAACAUGAGCAAAGUAGUGGAUUCACUCUACAACAAAGCCAAGAAGUUAACAUAGGAGGCAAGGGUGUGUGACCAGAGAGUGGAACAUUUGGGUGGGUGGGUGGCUGGAGGGGACAAACUGCGAAGAGAUUCUUUCGUUUCGUUCUGCUUUCACUGGAAAAGUUUUUAACGUCUCCCUUGUUGGAUGAAAUUCUCUAUUCCUUUCAUCAUGUUUUCUUUCAGGUUUCUUUAUAGCAUCCAGCGGCCUCAGUUGGCUAUCAGGGAAUAUUGUAAAAAAAUAAAAAAUAACAAUAAUUUUUAUAUAUAUAUAUAUAUAUAUAUAUAUAUAUAUAUAUAUAUAUAUAUAAUGACCUUCAAGAGAAUAAAACCAGUAGGCUUACACUGCCUAAAGAAUGUCCUUCCUUUCUCAACGAGAUUGAAUGCCGUCUGUCUAUAACCCCACCCCUGGGCAAAAGCUAAGGGCAUCGUAGAAAGUAUUUAAGCAAAAACUUUCAAUGUAGAGUGGUUUUAAUCCAACUUUUAAAGCUGAUAUUCUUUUUGCUUGUCACACUAACCCCUGUAAAACUGAAAUGAUUGGCUGAUAAAUUUACCCAGUUGUACCUCCUAAGCAGAAACUGAUUUGCCAAGAAUUACAAUUUUCCUUACUAUCCAUUAUGGUGUUAAAAUAAAAUAAAGAAACGUUGGCUGGGUCCUUUUUAAUGAAAGUUGGUUUUGUAAGCUACAGUGAAGAAUCGCAUGUACCAGGAAUUCUUGUAUGGUAAAUCUACAGUGCAGUGCCCCUGUGCCACCAAAAUGUUUUUGUUUUUUUUUGGGGGGGGGGGGUUGUGGUAUUUUAAAGUCCAAGACAGUGUGAAAUCCCAUACUGUCUUGUACUGGCCUCAGAGUUGGCAGGGAUGUAUUUACCAGGCGACCUGUGUGCAGAGCUCUGCUGUAGACUAUCCUAAGUCCUGCUGGGGGUUGUGAGAAACCUGAAAAUGUCGAAAUACCAGCCCACCCUCCAGAGUUGGAUCAGUGCAGCGACAGUUCUUAAGCCGGAAAAACUUUGUUAGCCAAUCUCCUGUAUUUUUGAUGUUUUCUUAUUAAAAAAAAAAAAAAAAAAAAAAUUGUAUUUUUUACGGAUAUCUUUUGCCUCAUACGAGCUGCUGUCGAGCUCUGUGUAUUUUUUUUUCCCAGAUAUAAAACAUAGGUGUGUACUCCGAAUAUAUGGUUCAUUCAGUCAUGUAUAUUACUAGUGUAUAAUUUCUGAUCUUGGGAGAGGUGGUCAGAAGCUUUGUUUUUCUCCUUUCCAGUUGUUCCCUCCAGGCUACACCUCCCGGUAGUGGCUGGUUUAUGAGUAGUUUUUCCAAGGAUCCUUGCUGUGUAAUAUUGGUGUGUAGUACUAACUGGGAGUACAAAGGAGAAGUCUCCAGUUUUGAGACAUUUUCUGCACCUAGAUAUUCCACUUCAUAUCUGCAAGACCAUGACAUCACACAAGGAUUUCCUAGAAAAAAUGGUGACAAAAGGUGUAGCAGGAAGAAACUUGAAGGAUAUAGGUUCAUUCAGCCACUUGAACUAAAGGGAGCUCAACCUGUGUGGAACUGCAAUUUAACCACAGUUUAAUUUUACCAGUAAGAGAGAAAGGGGCCCACUUCAUUGAAACACAGCCUGGUCAUUUUAACACAGCUUCCCGAUUUGUUGAAUUCAGCAGGGUGUACAGAAAGUCCAAAUAGAGUAUUGUGGAUCAAAUUAACUCCCCUCUUUUAAUACAUUUUCCUUGUUUGGAUCAAUGGGUUUUGUUCUUUGCUCAUAGCAUUACCAAAAUAUUGUAAGUUUGUCAUUGGUUCUUUAUGGGAAUAGUCAAACCAGAAUUUUCUGCACAGCUUGAGUGCUGCUGAUUAGAAUAUUUGUGUUUGUGACCUAGUGUUUAGGGAGGGACAGAAGUUUGAGCUUUCUUCCUCAGCUGAACCAUAGGUUUGCUAUAAGGCCUGUGUGCGAGAUGUCUUGCUCAGUCACCAAGACUGUUCCUUCAUUUUGUUGAGAAACUGGCACAGUAUACAACUUUUAAUUCUAUUAAAAUUGGUUAACUUGUAACUUCCUA